Messenger RNA from Branchiostoma belcheri (Belcher's lancelet), 3508 nucleotides. Its product is annotated as neuronal acetylcholine receptor subunit beta-2-like. Bases 182 to 1825 code for a protein of 547 amino acids. Gene Ontology annotation, molecular function: acetylcholine-gated monoatomic cation-selective channel activity; transmembrane signaling receptor activity. The transcript is spliced from 6 exons. Gene Ontology annotation, cellular component: postsynaptic membrane; neuron projection; synapse. Lineage: Eukaryota; Metazoa; Chordata; Leptocardii; Amphioxiformes; Branchiostomatidae. The record is from RefSeq and is a predicted model, not a curated record. Gene Ontology annotation, biological process: monoatomic ion transmembrane transport; nervous system process; chemical synaptic transmission.
CGUGGCCUUUGACCUCGCCGGUGUUUGGCGGCGAUCAAUGCGGGUUUAGGAGUCACGUGUGUUGCGGGCGGCUGGGGCUGUGUUGGGCUGCAGGCGGCGCGGCAGGACGGCCGGGUUGCUGGACGGGCGGUGCGUCAGGUUUACUUGCGGGGCCCGCAGCUAGCAUGAACACGGCCGCACCAUGAGGAGACGCCUCCCGGCAUGGCUGCGGAUGUUCACCUCCUGGGUAUGGAUUAGCUGGCUCUGUAAAGAAACGCUGGCAGCAGAGGCGGAGGAGCGGCUUGUCCAGAGGCUGUUCAACGAGUCCCGCUACAACCCGCUGAUCCGACCUGCCAGGUAUAACGGCGAGAAAGUCCUGGUCCACUUCCGUCUGUCCAUCUCUCAACUCAUUAACGUGGACGAGAAGAACCAGAAAAUGAAAACAAACGUCUGGCUUCACCAGGAGUGGUUUGACUACAGACUGUCCUGGGACCCUAAGGAGUAUGACAACAUCAAAGUCAUCCGGGUCCCGUCAGAAAUUGUCUGGAGACCAGAAAUUGUUCUUUUCAACAAUGCUAACGGCCAGUAUGACGUCCAACUGAUGCCGAAAUGCCUGAUCUACUCCGGAGGGAACAUCACAUGGAUCCCACCUGCCAUAUACGAGAGCGCCUGUCAGAUCGACGUGCGCUUCUUCCCGUUCGACCAGCAGAACUGCUCCAUGAAGUUCGCGUCUUGGACGUACGACGGCACAGAGCUGGACCUGGAGCUGAAGGACCGCAAUGCCGUCAUGGAUGACUUCAAGAAGAACGGCGAGUGGGACAUCCUCAGGUUGCCUGGCAGAAAAAGUUCUUAUGCUGGAGAUCCACUUCCGUAUGUUUACUUUGACUUCAUCUUGAUGAGAAGGCCGCUGUUCUACACCAUUAAUCUGAUCAUCCCGUGUAUCCUCAUCACGUCCCUGUCGGUGCUUGUGUUCUACCUGCCGUCCGACUGUGGGGAGAAGAUCACACUCAGCAUCUCCGUACUGCUGGCCCUGACUGUGUUCCUGCUGCUGAUUGCAGACAUCAUCCCUCCGACUUCUCUGGACGUGCCGCUGAUCGGGAAGUACAUCAUGUUCACCAUGAUUUUCGUCACCUUCACAAUAGUCACGACAGUGUACAUAUUGAACGUUCACCACCGUCACCCCAGCACGCACACGAUGCCGCCCUGGGUCAGAACGGUUUUCCUGGACAAACUGCCCAGGCUGCUACUGAUGAAAAGGCCGGUGUUGCACCGCAGGUUCAGCACGGUGGACGUGUGGGACCCCCCGCAGCCUUUUCUAUCCACUCCUCCCUCCAGCCUCCUCCACCAUUCCACGUCCUCGCUACAUCACCGCACGGAAACCGCAAGCAUGCUGGGAAAUCACGUGGACGCAGACGACAGCGACACGUGUUUGAAAGCAAAGUCCGCCAUUUUGUACGAGAACCAGUGCCGAAAGUACGCGUUGCGUGUGUCGGAGUCGAGCGCGCGGAACCCUCACGAGGACUUCCCAGAGGACCACACGGACAGCCCGUACUACUCCCCACGGACACGCCCGGCACACACGCACUACAAGCAGGUCGACCUGCCACCUGAGGUGCCCUCAGAUCUACCACCAGAGCUGAAAAAGGCCGUGAAAAACGUCAGAUACAUUGCGGAUUACUUCCGGAGUCACGACCAAGACCUCAGCAUAUCAGAGGACUGGAAGUACGUCGCCAUGGUGAUCGACCGUAUCUUCCUGUGGACCUUUGUGUCGGUGUGUUUUAUCGGCACGCUCGGCCUCUUCCUGCAGCCGCUGCUGUUCGGCAACACCCUAGCCGAGGAUGAGUAGCCGCCAGGGGGCGCUUCUUCACGUUCCCUGGAAAAUCAUGACUGCAGAAGAACGAACAUGGCGGACCUGUGCGUUCAAUUUUCAGCUGCUGGCACCUCGCCAACUGAUGAACAAACAGAGGCGAUCUUUGCCAGAUCUCUGACGCAGAUAUUUGAACAACACCAACACAUCUGUCCCUAAUAUGGGAAGGGCUAAUAACACGCCUGUCCCUGGUCUGGGUAGGGCUACAUGUCAUUGGUAUGGGCAGGGCUAACACCCGUCCCUGACAUGUGCCUGUUGUGGGUAGGGCCAACACACCAGUCCCUGUUACGAGUAUUGCUAACACACUUGUCUCUGAUCUAAGCAGCGCUAACAUACCUGUUCCUGGUGUUGGUAGGGCUAACAUAGCUGCCCCAGGACUUGGCCCGGUUACUGAAACUGGUAAGGAAACCAGAGGAUCUGUGUUUGGUGUGAACAUGUGAAGCGGAAUUGGUACCUCUCACUACACCAUCGGAUGGAUCUUACUGUACAAUUAGGGCUAAACUCUAGAACUUUUGAGUGCAAAUAUUGCUGUUUACUUCAUCUUUGGCAGGCUGUACAAAAUGUAGCAAGCAUAAGGUAUUUAUAAACUGAUUUUAAGUAAUGGAACUGACUUUGUUGUUAUCUUUUUUUUCUUUAUACAGACAUUUACAUUUAUUGACGAGCUGUCUUGAACAUACGUUUUUUAGUUUAAGUUUGUCAUGUACAUAUUGCUGGGACUUUUUUCCGUUUAUAAACUUGAAGGCAUCGUUCAAAAUAUAACAUUUUAGUAAGGAAUUUUAGAAUGUUAGUUUUUAGAACCAACGCGUUGUAUAUACAAGCAUAAAAUGUGUAUAAACUGUUGAGUAUGAGGGUAAACUUCAUGAUGCCCCUUUAACACAGGAGUCUAACAGUAGUAGAUAAAGAGAGUCAAGCUUACAAACUGGUUAGUAGAAUAGAACAUUCAAAUUUGUAGAUAACACACAGUAAAGCACGGAGACAUUAUAGUACAGAGCAUUUUUAUCUGACUGAGAACCGUCAAGAGACUGACCCUUUGUGUUCUGAAGUUUGUUGAAUCUGAAGCUUCACUAGUGGUAUUUUGACAUACAGAAGUGGGGAUGUCUGGAAAUAGAAAUGGGACUUUUCCUGUACUUCUGCUGUUCAACAUCAUUCCAAUGGGAAUGAAAUAUGAUAAAUGAACUUACAGAAAUGACAAUUAACAAUAGAAUUUCCGCACCGAAUCUCCAAGUCAUAUACCGAUGAAUUAGUUGGCCAAAAUGCAGACUUUGUAGAAAUAUGGAAAAUGUCCCUUCUGUGACCUAACCGUAAUCAAUGUUCACUAUGUAAUAAAACUUUGUGGUUGGUACAGGACAUUUUUGUUACGUUGGAAAACCAUGAAACAAAGUAUGAUUCAAAAAGAAGAAAGAGAUGACAAUACUAAAAUAACAAAGUGAUAUUUUAUCUGGUCAUUUACAUUUUCCAUUAUUGAGGUCAAACUAUAUACUGUUGUCUAUAUGUAUACUUAAUAUAACAUAAACAGCCUUCAAGUGAUGUAAUUAAGAUUUUGAACUUGUUGGGCAGUUUUUAACACACCUGGGUGGCUGGAUGCGGGGCAGUUGAACAGAUCUCUCCGGGAAACUCAUGAAUGUAUUGUGUCAUCACCAUGGCGAUUGAUUGAUUAAUUAA